Molecule: messenger RNA, 930 nt
Organism: Stylonychia lemnae
Lineage: Eukaryota; Ciliophora; Spirotrichea; Sporadotrichida; Oxytrichidae
Source: the annotation of a GenBank genome assembly
AUGGAAGAAUUUAAAAAUGUAGAUCAACAGAAACUUUUUAAUAGAAAACAGGUUAUCAAAGUUAAUGGGUUCGAUAUAGAAUUUUCACAAAAUGACUAUUUAUUUUAAAUCAAGAAAACUUAAAUUGAUGUAACCUAAUCUUAAUAAAAGAUAUUUGGUGAUUAUCUUGGCAAAAAUUGCUUUAGCUGCUAAAAAUAAAUGGUUAAAAAGAGUAAUAUGAGGCAAUGCGAUUUCUGUGCUAAAAUAGGAUAAGGUAUAUAAAAUCAAUAAUUAAUCAUCAAAUAGACUAUGUAUGACAUUUUCAAAGGUCUUUAAGAUAGAGAAAUUUAUUAGGAGAGACUUUAAAAGGAUAUAUUCUCUCAGCAAGAUUAGCACAACUAGAACAGAUUCGAAAUUGAGUAGAUCAAAAUUUAACAAAGAAAUAUGGAAAACAAACAGGAGAGGCUCUAAAAAUAUGAAAAAUUAAACACUAAUUUGUCAAAGAAAAUGGAACUCAAAAAGAAUGAAGUAAUUGAAAAGCAAAUUAUCAUUAGAAAUUUAAUGGAAGAAGUUGAAGAUUUGAGGUUUGAUCUAGAUAAAAUGUAAGAAGAGCUCUAAGUAAAAGCAGGAGACGAAUAAUACAUGAGAGACUAUUUCAGGAAACUAAACCCCAUUUAACCAAAGCAAGGAAGUUUCAACAAAAACCCAACCAAAAAGCAUACUAGCUUAGAAAGAUCAAUAACAGAGCCAUCUUUAACAUUCAGUUAGUUGGAAUAAUAGCAAGAUUAACAGAAUAUAUAUCAAGAUACUGGGAUGAAUCAUCUUGAAGCAGUUUCAUCUGCUAACAGACUUAAUUCAACUGGAACUAAUAGCAUAAAUAGUCGUAGAAAAAAGUUAAAUAAUAUGCCAACCAAUAAGCCAUGCUGUGAUGGAGGCUGUAUUAUUGCUUGA